CACACGGCGCAGAGAAAUCGAACGCGAAAAAGGGGACGAGAGAGAGAGAGAGAGAGAGAGGGAGGGAAGAGGGCGCGCUGCGAUCGGCGAUGGAUGUGGGAGCGAAGGUGCCGAAGAAGGCCGCGGCUGGGCGUCGCGGCGGCGGCGGACCGAAGAAGAAGCCGGUCUCCCGCUCCGUGAAGGCCGGCCUCCAGUUCCCCGUCGGCCGUAUCGGCCGCUACCUCAAGCAGGGCCGCUACUCCCAGCGCAUCGGCACCGGCGCCCCCGUCUAUCUCGCCGCCGUCCUCGAGUACCUCGCCGCCGAGGUUCUCGAACUGGCGGGGAACGCGGCUCGGGACAACAAGAAGAACCGGAUCAUCCCGCGGCACGUUCUGCUGGCGAUACGCAACGACGAGGAGCUCGGGAAGCUGCUGGCCGGCGUCACCAUCGCGCACGGCGGGGUGCUGCCCAACAUCAACCCCGUGCUGCUCCCCAAGAAGACCGCUUCCGCUGCCGCCAAGGAGGGCAAGGAAAAGAAAUCGCCCAAGAAGGCCGCCACUAAGUCGCCCAAGAAGGCGGCCGCCGCGUAGGCCCAGGCAAUGCUGGUGCCUCGUCUCUCGCUCUCUCCCUGUCUGGUCUGAACUGAAACGCUCCUAGCUGUCGUCGUCGUCGUUCUGCCUGCUAUGCUUAUCAUGGAUCCGUUGUUCGGUUGUUUGCAUGUAAUUGCGUGCCUCAGUCAGCAUGUACUGUGUAGGUUAACACUGGUCUAGGUUUAAAUCUGAAAAAACACUGGUUUAGGUUCAAGGAGUGUGAACUGUGAAGGGCAGGGGAGGGGUGGGAGGAGGGAACUGUGAAUCAUUAGGUCCUGCUUGUAAUAAGAUUGCGAAGAUGCGUAAAAUUCCGUGCUUCCAUUCUGUGCUUGAUUGUCUGGAUGUGGUUUUGUUCGCGCUAGUUGGGACUUGGGAUGCUUAUGUGGUUGCGUCUGAUGUGAUUAGUUGGUUAUUGGAACCUGUUGAGUUUGA
This is a messenger RNA of Phragmites australis (common reed), 1001 nucleotides long. Its product is annotated as probable histone H2A.4. Gene Ontology annotation, molecular function: protein heterodimerization activity; DNA binding; structural constituent of chromatin. Gene Ontology annotation, cellular component: nucleosome. The transcript has 2 exons. The record is from RefSeq and is a predicted model, not a curated record. Bases 90 to 569 code for a protein of 159 amino acids. NCBI's taxonomy places the organism in Eukaryota, Viridiplantae, Streptophyta, Magnoliopsida, Poales, Poaceae.